UUGUUUCGCCGCUAGAUUCGGACGUGUUAAAUUCUCUGCCCUUUCAAAUUUCGCUUUUGUUGUUGACAAAUUGCCAGUGGCUGCAAACCGUUAUUUGUUAUUUAUCUGUUAUUAACGCAAGACGUUCAACAUUUGAUCUCCAGCCAAAUCGAGUCAGCAACAACAACAAAAAUAAUAACAAUGUCGCGUACGAGUUUGCCAACAAUUUCGAAUAACAUUUAAACAUUUAAGCCGUGAAUUGUGUGACGUGCAAACGAAAGUUAUUUUUUUGGCCGUGUUGUGUGUUUGUAAUGAUGUGCAGCACACAUCAAAAUGCAAUUACAAUUCAACAGUGUAUAAAACCCUUAAACUAAUUUCUGCAAACAUCUGCAUUUAAUAAAUCAACGAUCAACGGCAUGGAUGCCCCCACACAAUCUAUAUACCCGCAUUCCGCAACGCUUUUUGCUGCCAUCAGUGCCUGUGUUUUUGUGACCAUCGGCGUAUUCGGAAAUCUGAUAACGCUGCUGGCGCUACUCAAAAGUCCGACGAUACGUGAACAUGCGACAACCGCCUUUGUCAUAUCCCUAAGUAUAUCGGAUCUAUUAUUCUGCUCCUUCAGCCUGCCAUUAACAGCCGUGCGUUUCUUCCAGGAGAGCUGGACUUUUGGUGACACUUUAUGCAAGAUCUUUCCGGUUAUCUUCUACGGCAAUGUGGCUGUUUCAUUGCUUAGUAUGGUGGGCAUUACACUCAAUAGGUACAUACUCAUUGCUUGCCAUAGCAGAUACUCACAGAUCUAUAGGCCCAAAUUUAUAACACUGCAGUUGAUAUUCGUUUGGGCCGUGUCCUUUUUACUGCUGCUUCCACCCAUAUUGGGCAUAUGGGGUGAAAUGGGUCUGGAUGAGGCGACAUUCUCAUGCACGAUACUCAAAAAGGAGGGUAAAUCAAUAAAGAAGACACUGUUCCUAAUUGGUUUUCUGCUGCCGUGUCUGGUGAUCAUCAUUUCCUAUUCCUGCAUCUAUAUAACUGUGCUGCAUCAGAAGAAGAAGAUACGCAGUCAUGAUAAUUUCCAAAUUGGCGCUGCCGGUGGCGGUAAGACAGCAUCCGCAUCCGGUUCCUAUGUGACCACGACGAGCACACGAAAGGCUCGCGAGGAUAAUCGCCUCACUGUGAUGAUGGUCACAAUAUUCUUGUGUUUCCUCAUCUGCUUUCUGCCGCUGAUGCUGGCCAAUGUGGUGGACGAUGAACGCAAGACAUCGUAUCCCUGGCUGCAUAUCAUUGCAUCCGUCAUGGCCUGGGCAUCCAGUGUCAUCAAUCCGAUCAUCUAUGCGGCCAGCAAUCGCAAUUACAGAGUCGCUUAUUAUAAGAUAUUCGCAUUGCUAAAGUUCUGGGGAGAACCGCUGUCACCGAUGCCAAGUAGAAACUAUCACCAAAGCAAAAACUCAAAGGAAUUAUCGGGCGUUAUUCGCAGCACGCCAUUGUUUCACGCUGUUCAAAAGAAUAGUAUUAACCAAAUGUGCCAAACAUAUUCAGUAUGAGUCUUUUGUAUUCGAGUUUGCAAUACAUCAUUAACUACUUAU
Messenger RNA from Drosophila innubila, 1556 nucleotides. It is a transcript of the gene Tre1, whose product is annotated as protein trapped in endoderm-1. The record is from RefSeq and is a predicted model, not a curated record. Lineage: Eukaryota; Metazoa; Arthropoda; Insecta; Diptera; Drosophilidae. Gene Ontology annotation, biological process: G protein-coupled receptor signaling pathway. The transcript has 7 exons. Bases 396 to 1514 code for a protein of 372 amino acids. Gene Ontology annotation, molecular function: G protein-coupled receptor activity. Gene Ontology annotation, cellular component: membrane.